This is a messenger RNA of Ascoidea rubescens DSM 1968, 2964 nucleotides long. RefSeq names its product DNA-dependent ATPase RAD26 (gene RAD26). Lineage: Eukaryota; Fungi; Ascomycota; Saccharomycetes; Ascoideales; Ascoideaceae. Gene Ontology annotation, cellular component: nucleus. The record is from RefSeq and is a predicted model, not a curated record. The coding region runs from base 1 to 2964 and encodes 987 amino acids. Gene Ontology annotation, molecular function: ATP binding; ATP-dependent chromatin remodeler activity. Gene Ontology annotation, biological process: transcription-coupled nucleotide-excision repair. The transcript has 2 exons.
AUGAGUGGUACCGGUGACGAUCUAGCUGCUACUGAGGGUUUGGGGUCCUUGGGCGUGACUUUGGUCUCCCAACAGACGUUGGAGAACAGCUUGAACAGCAAGGCUAAUGAAGCUGUAAUGCAGAGAGAAUUGGAAAUCGAUAACAAAAUACUCGAUAAGACUAUUUUGAAAUUGAGCAGGAUCAACGCAAAGAUUAACACAAUAGAGGACAGGCUAGCAAAUUCCAGAACAAGAAUAUCCCAGAAGGAAAUACUCAAAAAAGAUUUGGCCAGAGAAAAACUUAACCAUAACGAAGCUAGUAAUGAACUAAACCAGAUCAAAAGCAGAAUUGAAUUAAAAUCCAAGUCACAAAACAAGAAAUUGGAUGUUCAAGAAGUUGAUUAUUCAAAAAAUAGAUUACCUGGUGAAUCUGAAAAUGAUUUCUUGAUUAGAACCGGAAAGAAAACUGCCUUUGGAACAACCUCUGGCUUUACAUUGGCAAUAGGGCAUAAUUUGAAAUCACAUUUAGAGGAAACACAGGAAACCAAAGAAAAAAGCGAAAAAGAUGACGAUACCGAUGAUGGUAAUGAAUAUUUAGAAAAUGAGUUUGAAUUCGAGACUGAUUCACUCGGCGCUAAAGAUUCUGAAGAAGAACUUGAAAAUUUAACUGAAGAUCAAAUUCGUAAUAUUGAUGAUGGCGAUGAUAUAUUUUAUAAAAAACGAUUACAGACUUGGUUUAACUCCAGAGACCAACCAAUUGAUGAUUAUGAUUUUCAGUCCUUUAAUAAUAAUAUUUCUCAAUUUAUUAAACCUUCAGCGUCUUCUCCCGAUGCAAUACUAAACGAAAAAUUUAACGUUCCAGGUUUUAUUUACUCUUCAUUAUUUGAUUAUCAGAAAACUUGUGUUCAAUGGCUUUGGGAGUUAUACAAUCAAAAAUCUGGUGGUAUUAUUGGAGAUGAAAUGGGUUUGGGAAAAACAAUCCAGAUUAUCGCCUUUUUAUCUUCUUUACAUUAUUCAAAUCUUUUAACAAAGCCUGUAUUAAUAGUCUGCCCUGCAACUGUUAUGAAACAAUGGGUUAAUGAGUUGCAUAAAUGGUGGCCUCCAUUUAGAGUUAUUAUGCUUCAUUUUUCGGGUUCAGCUUUAAACAAUUCGAAUAAGAAAUCCUCUUCUAGUAAAUUGAAAGACUUGGAAAAUUUAUUAGAAAUGGUUGAAGAAAAAGAUACAAAACUUAAAAAGGAAUUAUUGGCUUUAAAAAAGCAAGAAAAUAUGAAAGAUGUUAUUAAUCAAAUAUUUAAAAGAGGACAUGUUGUCAUAACAACUUAUGUUGGUUUAAGAAUUCAUUCUGAUUUGCUAUCACGUAAAUGGGGUUAUUGUGUUUUAGAUGAAGGGCACAAAAUUAGAAAUCCCAAUGCUGAUAUUUCCAUUACUUGUAAAAAAGUUAGAACUUACAAUAGAAUUAUUUUAUCUGGUACUCCAAUCCAAAAUAAUUUAGUUGAGCUUUGGUCUUUAUUUGAUUUUAUUUUACCUGGAAAAUUAGGUACUUUGCCUGUAUUUGAACAAGAAUUUGUAACUCCGAUUAAAUUAGGAGGUUAUGCGAACUCCACAAAUAUGCAGGUCCAAACAUCUAUCAAAUGUGCUAUUGCACUCAAAAAUCUUAUUUCACCAUAUUUAUUACGAAGACUCAAGUCUGAUGUUGCUAAGGACUUACCAAAGAAAAAUGAAAUGGUAUUAUUUUGCAAACUUACACAAUAUCAAUACGAUAAAUAUACUCAAUAUUUAAACUCAAAGGAAAUUUUUAAAGUUGUGAAUAAUAAUGAUUUGAUAAAACGAAAAACAUUUGCUGCCAUCGAUGUUCUAAGAAAAAUUUGUAACCAUCCUGAUUUAUUAUUAACAAAACCACAAAGAGAAAAUGUCAAAAAUUAUGGAAGCGCCAAUGUCUCUGGAAAGAUGCAAGUGGUAAAGUCUUUAUUACAAUUAUGGAAUAGUCAAAAUCAUAAGGCCUUGCUAUUUUGUCAAACAAGACAAAUGCUUGAUAUUUUAGAAAAUCAAAUCGUAAAAAAAGAGGGAUUCAAAUAUCUUCGAAUGGAUGGUUUAACUCCAAUAAAUAAUCGUCAACCACUAGUUGAUACAUUUAAUAAUGAUAAAUCUUAUUCAGUUUUUCUAUUAACUACAAGAGUUGGCGGUUUAGGCGUAAAUUUGACUGGGGCGGAUAGAAUUAUCAUUUAUGAUCCUGAUUGGAAUCCCAGUACAGAUACGCAGGCCAGAGAAAGAGCAUGGAGAUUAGGUCAAAAAAAUGACGUGAAUAUAUACAGGUUGAUGACAUCGAAAACGAUUGAAGAAAAGAUUUAUCAGAGACAAAUCUAUAAACAAUUUUUAUCUAAUAAGAUAUUAAAAGAUGCAAACCAAAAAAGAUUUUUCAAAAUGAAUGAAUUAAGUGAUUUGUUUACAUAUGAUGAGGAUGAAAAUAAUGGGAUUGAUAGGUUAUAUGACCAGGAAAACAAAGAAGAAAACGAUGAAACUAAAAGUGAACCAAUGUCUCAGGUAGCUCAAAUUUCGGGUGUAUCAAAAUUAGAAAUGUUUAAAAAGGAUAGUACUGAAGAAGAAGAGGAAAAAUCGAAAGAUGAAGAUCGUUUAUUGAGCAGCUUAUUAAAAAAUUCUGGGGUUGAAGUAUCUUUAAAACAUGACGAAAUAAUUAAUGUUAGUAAAACAGAGGAAAAAAUAAAAAUUGAAGAGGAAUCAACUAAAUUUGCCAAGCAGGCAAUUUCUGCAUUAAGAGAUUCCAAAAGAUUAGCAAGAAGAGCGAGAAUUGGAACGCCCACAUGGACAGGAAAGUUUGGACUAGCUGGAAAAAUCAAAUACAAAACUAUUGUUAUUAAUAAACCAAUAAUUCCUCCGGGUUUUACAAAAAAUAAGGAUAAUUUAUACAAAAAUUUAUUUCCUACUUAUAGUGAAAUUGGAAAACAAAAACUAAAAAAACAUGAAUAA